UGUCUUAACAAAAAGAAAAGAAAAAUCAUAUUUACGAAGAUAAACGAUAAUUUCUUUUCAUUUCAAAACAUAAUUUGGACAAAAGCAAAGCGAAACUUGAAGACUUUGUGUGUUUUCUGAAUACAAUUCUCAACCUUACGGUUUCUGUGCCUAUUUAUACUAACACACUAACUAGGGCAAAACCCUAACAAUGUUCUAAUAUUUUGAAACUACCCUUCAUCGUUUCAUCGGUGUCUCCGCCAUUUCUAUCUCCCAAGAACAACAUUGAAUCUUCUUCUGCUUCUUCGAAAUUCCUAAGCCUUAAAUUUUGGUAAUUUUUAUCUCGAAAGACAUGAUUUUUUCCAUUGCAACAAGCUCUGUUUUGAACCUGAAGCUAUAUCAUCAUCAUCAUAGUAACCUCAACAGAAACAGAGUAUCAGCAUCUGUCCAGAUGAUAAACUCGGAGAAUCACAAAAACCCAAGAAAGUGCGAGUGUUUUGAUCUCUACGAUCAAUUGGUUCCAUACAAGAAAGCUUGGUCAUGGCAAAAAAGCAUUGUCAAUGAGAAAAAAGCUCUGAUUGAUAGAAACCAAGAGUGCCCAGAUACAGUGAUUUUACUACAGCAUCCACCAGUUUACACAAUGGGAACGGGAAGUUCAGAGGAUUAUCUCAAUUUUGAUGUAAAGGAUGCUCCUUUUGAUAUUUAUCGAACUGAACGUGGUGGUGAAGUCACUUACCAUGGUCCUGGUCAGUUAGUUAUGUAUCCUAUAAUCAAUCUCCGGAAUCACAAGAUGGAUCUUCAUUGGUACCUAAGGAAGCUUGAGGAAGUAGUCAUUCGUGUUCUUUCCUCUGCUUUCUCCAUCAAAGCUUCUCGUCUUGACGGUUUCACUGGAGUUUGGGUUGGCAAUAAGAAAGUGGCGGCGAUAGGUAUCCGUGUGUCGAAAUGGAUGACAUAUCAUGGUCUAGCUCUUAAUGUCACAACAGAUUUAACACCGUUUAACUCAAUAGUUCCAUGUGGGAUAAGAAACCGUGGGGUUGGAAGUGUAAAGGGUUUGAUUGAGGUUGGAGAACACGUAAAUCAGGACAUGUGUUAUACUAAGCUUGACGAUUUGGAGUUGUUAGAUGUAGCUCAUGAGUCGUUACUAAAGGAAUUCUCUGAAGUUUUCCAGCUCCAAAUUGAAAAGCAAACUGGAAAGCUAAUGGAUUUGUGUCAAUGAUUUGUACUCAGCCAACAAGUGAUUUAUGAGAUGGUGGUUAUGAAGGAGACUUUUUUGUGGACCAGUGCUAAUAG
Molecule: messenger RNA, 1269 nt
Organism: Camelina sativa (false flax)
Lineage: Eukaryota; Viridiplantae; Streptophyta; Magnoliopsida; Brassicales; Brassicaceae
Product: octanoyltransferase LIP2p2, chloroplastic
Biological process (GO): protein lipoylation
Molecular function (GO): lipoyl(octanoyl) transferase activity
Source: RefSeq, a predicted model, not a curated record